Molecule: messenger RNA, 811 nt
Organism: Anastrepha ludens (Mexican fruit fly)
Lineage: Eukaryota; Metazoa; Arthropoda; Insecta; Diptera; Tephritidae
Exons: 2
Coding region: 176-766 (196 amino acids)
Source: RefSeq, a predicted model, not a curated record
GCUGAGGCUAAAGUAUAAAUCAAAUCUAUUUCGUAGUGAACGCAAUCAGUGAAAUUCCGUUAUAACUUUUUCAAUUUUUGGUGUUAGCAUAGCCGGCCACGUGUUGUUUAGACUGAGUAUAAAUUAAAUUCAUAUAAUAGUAAAAAUAAUACAGUGGAAUUAUUAUUGCUUUUCUAUGGUUAGUGCUUCAAUGUUCAAAAGUCUUUACUUAAAUUAUAUAUUGUACAUUCUAAUGCCACCGAAAAAAUUUAACCUCAACAACGCGCUGAGCAGAGAAGUACGACGCAAAUGUGCUGAAAGAGCUCAUCAAUCGGCAGAACAAAUCGCAACAAGAAAUGCAGCUCAAAGUAUCAGGACAGCACAGGGUCGUGCACAGGAAUCUCAAGAACAGCAUGACGAACGUCUGCGACAGACUAUUACAAGAACCAGAGCGGCACGAGAACGAAACAUAGCUGCAGCACGAGUACAAGAACGACAGAGACAGCGGACCAGCCGCUCAUUAACACGUGCAUCAUUUGUUCGUAUUGCUUUCGAAUAUGCACCAGAAAUUAACUACUCUGCGCAUUCAAAAAUUGCUAUCGGUGCAAUAGAUAAAGUAUGUCAAUAUUGUCAGGCAAUGAAAUUUAAGAAUGAAUCACCUGGCAUGUGCUGCGCAUCAGGAAUUUUCAAAAUAAUAACAAUUAUUGAUAAAGAUUUAAAACUAUCUGCCCUACCUACCUUAUUUAUAAGUUUAAGUAUUACGUGUUACUUACUAACAACUUUGUAAUAUACUUAUUUGUUACUAACUUGAAUACAAAAAAUAAAAUUUUUU